Molecule: messenger RNA, 966 nt
Organism: Perkinsus marinus ATCC 50983
Lineage: Eukaryota; Perkinsozoa; Perkinsida; Perkinsidae
Exons: 1
Source: RefSeq, a predicted model, not a curated record
AUGCAAGGUAGGGCUGAGUCUACUCAAGGGACUGAGGAGAACCCUAUGUUGGCAAAACAAGUCUCGGAAGCAGCUAGACCAAAGGCCAAUGCCAUUCUUGAGGCUGUAGGCAAAGCCAUGCCCAUCGAGAAGGUAUUGGAUGGCCUUAUGAAACCUCUCUAUGGUCGCCUUAUCGGUACCGAGCUGGAUGAUGUCCGAGAGGGAGCAUGGUCUAGUCAGCAUGCUGGUGGUGUUGGUGGGGCUAGGUUUGCCCGUCGAGUUCGGACCUCUAUGUUGCAACUAACUACUGGUAUCCUAGCAUCUCACUCUCCUAUACAGCAAUGUCAGCGUAUACUCACACGUGCAGUUAGUGUGCUAGAGGAUAAGUGUAGCUUCGAGGAGGUAGAUCUCUUCUCCGCCAGUGCUGCUAUCAUAGACCCUGCUACCUCUGGAGAAGGGGCUAGCAAUAAUACUAGGAAAAGCAGGAAAGAGGAGGCUGUCACUGUCCUACCGGGUGCAGCCACUGGACGGGGUGCCUGGGUAGCUGAGGAAUGGAAGAAGGGCAGUGGUGCAUCCACACGACGUUAUGAUAAUACUAUACGGGGGAGUGCAGCAGCUGAAGUGGGUCUCAAGCUUUUAGAAGGUCUCUUAAAGAAGGGUAGUUCCUCAACAGCUAGCUUGCUGAGUGAUGAGGAGACCCUAAGGGGUAUACUAUCACCAAUAGCCUACUUCAUAACCGUUAGCAAGGUGGAUGAUGUCUUUGUACCAGCGGCUAGAUCCCUGAGUCGUCUCAUAUCCAGCAUGAAGUACACCUCUGUAAAGGGCGGGCCUCUUGCAUCAUCAUCAUCAUCAUCAUCAUCUAGCACUAGUGGUAACAACCCUCUACUAGACGUUCUCAGUGCUAAGGAGACGUUGGGCAUCGUGAGGAGUGUGUUGAAGAUGGUGCAGUUCUAUAGUGCUGGUGCCUCCCUCUCUAAGGAUCUAACU